UAGGCUUCCCUUCAUCCAACCAAAUGCGGAUUUGGAUGACAUGUGACGACUAUUUCAACUUCACACGUAUUUCAUAACAAACCAUCUUUCAAAAUAUGUGACGCAAGAAGAUCAUGAGAGAUGAGACUGCGUUACACAAAUACAGCUUCGAUAACAGUCUUCUUUUGUCUGAGUUCCUUACCUUGCCACUUAGUCGGCAAGGUGCGCGGUUAGUUUGGCCAGACGUUAGUGUCAUGCCCACGUUAUUUACCUGUCUGUCCUUUCAGCGUGUCAAUGUGUGUGUGUGUCUUGUGGAGGUCUUCCUGUGAAGGGGCCAGUAUAAGAGAAGGACUGUGUGAGCCGCAGAUGUUUCAGUUAGCCUCAUUUCCUGGGCGGAGAGCUCUCGGCUCAAAUAGUAAAGCAACAGGAGCCCGGAAAGAAGGCGAGCGAGUGAACAUGAGCAGGAGAGAGAAGUUAUUGGAACGUAAAGCUCUCACAAAUCAUUUUGUCACCAGCAUGCUCUGACAAGCGAGAGAGAGAGAGAGAGAGAGCGCGUUACAAGAAGGAACUAAUAAAAGAGCUGCGAAGAAGAGGAAAGAGGUGUGAAGGAGUUUUCCCCUUCGGACAGCUUGAAACUGGACACACAGACCUGAAGAGAAGCAAGCAAAGUACAUUUGCACCUCAUUACUGCGGUUCUCUCGCUUACUUCCCGCGGGCACUUUUUUUGGACGGUUCAUUUCUUUCAUCCUUUUGGUUCGCUCCAUCUGUCAUUUGAAGCGCGUGGGUUGAUCGUGGUUAGUUUGAUUUUUCCUGACACAUGACAUCAGCGGGGCUAAAACGCCAGGGUAUUUUCCAAGAAGGGCUAUUUUUGUUUCAGUUCCUCUCGGGAGUGUUUGCUCAACAGUGCGCUGCCGUGAUGGGCAUGUAAAUAGAUCUUUCCGCUCCUCUUUUGUUCGGGAGGGGGAUGAAAUUGAAACUGGAAACGUGAAAUAACACGAAACCCGGUGUCGGCGUUGUCGGUCUCACUUCGGCUGCGUGCAGCUCGCUCAGACCUCUUUGAGCUUCGGAUGCUCGUUUCCUAGAAGUCUGCGUGUUCGAGAAGUAUUUCAGAAGAUUCAAUCUGUGAAGGAAAGUUAAGGUGCGAAGCUCUUACGCUGACGCAGCGCUCGUCUUGUUGCGCAUGCAGGCUGCAGCAUGCUGGUUUAGAGAGGCGCGCGGACUUUUGGGUAACGUGUCAAAAACCUGUGAAGCCACAGAGGAAAAUUAGCGCGCAAACACAUUUAAAGCGCGUCAAGGCGUCUGCACGCUUGUGUGUGUGCUUAAGGCUUGUCCAAGACUAGAGGAGAGAAAAAUAGAAAGUCAGUCCAGACGCGUGGACUAGAACAAGCUUCUCUGUGUCAGUCUGCCAGCAAUGAGCCGGGACUUAGGUUUUGCCAAAGAAAGCUGUCCGUGUGUUUUGUGAGUUUGUACUGUGCCUGUCGCAUGCUGUGUGUGUGUAGCACGCAUGUUAGUAUGCAUCUCUGUGCUCUCUCCAUGCAGCUUUAAGAGGUAAAACCCGGUGAUUAGGAAUCUCCCUAUAAGCAGACAGACACCAGGUGCUUUAUCAAAGGUGCUUUCCAACAUCAUCAUCAUCAGGUUAACAUUACGUCCUUCAUUUGUUUGACCUGAACGCUACGUCAGUCGCAAGCUUUAAAGAGGUUUAAAGAGGACCGCUGGGGCUCACACUCGGCAUCAUGAGGUUGUUGUGUUUGGCAAUGACAGCCAUGUUCAUGGUGGCUGGAACUGAGAGCAUGUCCACCUGUAAGACUCUCGACCUGGAGGUGGUCAAGAAAAAGCGGAUCGAGGCCAUCCGCGGUCAGAUCCUCAGCAAACUGCGCAUGAACAAAGAGCCCGAGAUCAACAAAGAUAACGACAGAACGAUCCCAGACAACCUGCUCUCGCUGUACAACAGCACGGUCGAACUGAGCGAAGAAAUUAAGAUGAAGCCCGUCCCGGUGCAGGCCGAAGGUGAGGACUACUUCGGCAAGGAGGUUCACAAGUUCAUCACACGGCAAGCCCUGAACGGCACCAAACAUCAGAUGCUUUGUAACGUGUCAGAGAUGCGACUGAGCAUUCCAGACCACCGACUGCUGUCUCAGGCCGAAUUACGACUUCGGAUCAAGAAUCCUACGAUGGACCAGGAGCAGCGGCUGGAGCUGUAUCACGGAACAGGCGAGCGUGCUCGAUAUCUGGGCACUCGAUUCGUCUCUAAAGACUUGGCCAAUCGCUGGCUAUCAUUCGAUGUGAAGCAGACGAUCACAGAAUGGCUGCAGAGUACAGAAGACGAACAGAGUUUAGAGUUGAGAUUAUACUGCGGAUGUAAGACAGAUAAAGACCAGCAGAAUGCGGACAAGUUCCUCUUCACCAUAUCAGGACUAGACAUAAACAGGGGUGACACUGGUUCUAUUGCAUUAAUGAUGGUGAAGCCGUACAUCUUGGCUUUAUCUUUGCCCUCUAAUGGAAACACCCUUGCGUCCGCCCGCAAGAAAAGAGCCGUUGGCACGGACGAAACCUGUGAUGAAAAAACGGAGACUUGCUGUAUGCGGAAGCUUUACAUCGACUUUCGCAAAGAUCUGAACUGGAAGUGGAUUCACAAGCCCAAAGGCUAUUUCGCAAACUACUGUAUGGGCUCCUGCACCUACAUCUGGAACGCUGAGAACAAAUACUCCCAGAUUUUAGCCUUGUACAAGCACCACAACCCUGGUGCGUCUGCUCAGCCUUGCUGCGUACCUGCCGUUCUGGACCCUCUGCCAAUUCUUUACUAUGUGGGAAGACAACACAAGGUGGAGCAGCUGUCCAACAUGGUGGUGAGGAGCUGCAGGUGCAGUUAGAGUUCAUCUAACCUCAGAACACCGCUGAGUCCUCAAGAGCUCUCUGUGACUCUCUCACUCUCUCUGGACGAUAAAGACACUCAUGGAGAGGUGGACGUGUAGUCUCAGUGGGACAGAUAUAACAGAACUGACGUGGACAGGUAAACGUGGAAAAGAAGAAAAACGAAGGACAGUCUGGAAACCGCAGAAGAAAAGCUGUGGCCCUUAGUAGUGGAUCAAGAACACACACAUAUGAAGCAUUUCAUAAAGCAAGCUCAUAUUCAAACCAAAUAUAUGCUUUGUUAUCUUUUUAAAUGUUUAUUCACAUGGUUCAUACCUCUUAAUUUAUUCUGCUGGUUAGGUUUAUAUUUGAUUGUACCAUAAAUGCGGCAUUGCAGCAUUACAUGCCAAAUGUACAAUGAAGAUUUCUUAUGGUGCUGAGGAAAGAAAUCGAUGUCACAGGAGGCUUAUGUGUGGAUAAGACACACUUUAGAAGAGAGGACAACAGUCUUUGCACUAAACUAUGUGAGGGGGACUAAGAUGCAAAGUCCCAGAUAUGUGGCUAUGAGAGAAUUCAAGGAACACUAGAUGGACUCUUUGCUUAUAGCAAGAACGCCACAUCCGACUCUUCUCCCAAACCGAUCUGCACUAGCAGGUGUCACUUCAGCACAGAUUUCAAGCCCUCCAAGACUCACCGAAAACAUCCAGGUCACAUUUCAAUCUAAAAGAACCAAAAUUACAUUCAUAUUUAAUAUUUUUAUUGUAUUUUCAUCCAAUGAAGACUAUUUUAGGACUAAGAUUAUUGACACUACUCUCUUAAAAAAGGUGCUUCAAAAGGUUCCACGAUGUCAUUGAAGAACCUUUUGGUUCCAUUUUAUUUAAACUACAUUUUUGUUGUAUUUUAGCCUAUUCCGUGUGGUCAACCUUUGCCUAGAAUUUGUAAAAAUAAACUCUAGGCAUUUUAUCUGUUCGCUCAGAUGCCUUUCAAAGGCGCACCUAUGCUGGGCUUUUAUUGGUUGCUUUAUCUUCAAUAUUUCCUCCAGAUCGUCCGUUACGAAAGCGUUUCUUAAAAUAAACGUAUUUUAGUUGUGUAUUAUUAUACAUUUCAAAAAUGUAGACUUACCUUUAGAUUGAUCUAAAAGGGUUUUUAGGAACACUGUUAACAUUUCAGUCAAGUGAUCCUUCAUGUUUGAACUGUAGUGUAUUUAGUACAUAAUUAUUACUCGGCUCGUUGGAAUGCUCGAUUCUGAUUGGCCAUUCGCCACAUUUGCAGGUUCGUGAUUCCCAGAUAAGAACCGCUCAAAACUAUUAACACACGGUGACCCGGAUGCAGCGAAUGAUUUUGACAGUUUUUUUUGACAAAUUAAUUAUAAAAAUAUAUUUUAACAACAUAGUUUCACAUUAUAUUUACAAACAAUUAAACCAAAUUGCUUGUUCAUGACGUUUGAACAUCGUUUCUUAACUUAAAACCGAAAGUAAACGUCUCUGCAUUCGGUUAAAAUGAGGUAAUGAAAUAUUUUGAAUACUCAUUUCAUGUCCAGUUUUUUUCUCAUGUGGCAAGUAGCCGUGUCAUAAUUGGGAUAAUGUACAAGCACCCGGCUGUUAUCGCAGAAAUAAGCCCUGGCAGUGUGAUUACUUAACACACUGGUGCCUUAUUGUCAUGAAAACAUAAUUUUGUCUUGAAAUAUGACUUGGAGAUGUUCUUGUGAGAUUCAGCCAUGUUCAGUUGUGUUUGUCUUUGUGUGUGUUGUAUUUGUGCUUUGUUUCUCAGCUGCGAUGGCCUUGCGCUGACAUCUGUAUGUGAACAUAAGUGUAGAUAUUUAUAGAGGCUUCAUUGUCGGCUUUGCUGUUAAGUGGUGGGGUUUGUGUUCUGUGUUUUAGUUUAGAGUCAUAAGCUUCACAAUGAUGUACACAAUGAUGAAAUAGAUGGGCUAUCUACAGUAUAACAUGUUCAUGCUGUCUAGGUUUUAUAUUUUGACUUUUAAAUAUUGUAUUUUUUAUGUGAUUUUACAUCUGCUGUUUUAUCUGUUCAUUAUGCCGGUGUCUCUUGACAAGCAUUUCACAUUCACGCAAUGUUCCGUUACAUUAUAUUUUGUUUGUUUCUUAGUGUUUGCACUUAUUUUAUGUCAUUGUGUCCCAUUCACAAUAAACAAUUCUCUGUUACAGCCA
Molecule: messenger RNA, 4997 nt
Organism: Triplophysa dalaica
Lineage: Eukaryota; Metazoa; Chordata; Actinopteri; Cypriniformes; Nemacheilidae
Gene: tgfb1a
Product: transforming growth factor, beta 1a
Exons: 7
Coding region: 1713-2849 (378 amino acids)
Biological process (GO): regulation of cell population proliferation; transforming growth factor beta receptor signaling pathway; SMAD protein signal transduction
Cellular component (GO): extracellular region
Molecular function (GO): growth factor activity; type II transforming growth factor beta receptor binding; type III transforming growth factor beta receptor binding
Source: RefSeq, a predicted model, not a curated record